CUUGCAAUCUGGCCAUCUGCAAGCUUGGGUUCACCCAGUGCAAUUUCACCGUCGGAGGCCCUGGGAUUCUCGAGGCCUCCACGAUCUUGUAUAAAAGAACUUACGAUCAUAAAAGGGUGAAGACCAAUAAGCAGUAGCUUAGCUUUGUGCCGAUUACGAAAAGGUACACAAUGUCCUCCCCGUCUCCAUCGGCCGUGAGGCAUCGUGGUGGGCAAUCGUCAAAACGUGGCUCAACCCCGACCCCUUCAACACCAAGAAAUGGGACAGCGGACCAUGGAAACAAAACAAUACAGUCUGCAAAAGAACCGGAGCGAUCUGGAUGGGGUUACAAGGCUGCUUUGGUUCUCAUCAGCGCUUUGGCAUUCGCAACGAGAUUUUGGAACCUUGGUCAUCCGAACGAAGUCGUCUUUGACGAAGUCCAUUUCGGCAAGUUUGCUUCAUACUAUCUCCAACGAACAUACUUCUUUGACGUUCACCCUCCCUUUGGAAAGCUUCUCUUCGCCUUUGUCGGUUGGUUAGUGGGAUAUGACGGCCACUUCCUCUUCGAUAACAUCGGCGAUUCGUACAUCACCAAUAAGGUGCCCUACGUCGCAUUCAGAGCUUUACCUGCCUUGCUGAGUACUUUGACCGUUACGACAGUGUUCCAAAUUAUGUGGGAAUCCGGCUACUCCUUGCCCGCAUCCGUCCUCGCGGCCGGCUUAGUACUUUUCGACAAUGGUCAGAUUGGACAGACCAGACUCAUAUUGCUCGAUGCGACGUUGAUCUUCUCCAUGGCAUUGAGUAUCCUAUGUUACAUUCGGUUUUACAAAUUGCGUUAUACUCCAUUCACCCGAAAAUGGUGGAAAUGGCUCCUUCUCACUGGCAUCUCUCUGAGUUGUGUUAUUUCCACAAAAUAUGUCGGACUUUUUACCUUUGUCACUAUUGGUGCGGCCGUCGUCGCUGACCUGUGGGGCCUCCUUGAUAUCAACCGUAGGCAAGGUGCCUUGAGCUUACCGCAAUUUGGAAAGCAUUUCCUUGCUCGUCUCUUUGCUCUCACAGUAGUCCCAUACUUUUUCUACCUCUUCUGGUUUCAGGUUCAUUUUGCAAUUCUCACCAAAUCAGGACCUGGCGACGACUUCAUGACUCCCGAGUUCCAGGAGACUCUGAGCGAUAACAUCAUGACUCUACAGUCAGUCGGCAUUGACUACUACGACACAAUAACCAUCAGGCACAAGGAAACGAAAACCUACCUCCACAGCCACCCGGACAGAUAUCCCCUUCGCUAUGACGAUGGCCGCAUCUCCAGUCAAGGACAACAGGUGACUGGCUACCCCCAUAACGAUACGAACAACUAUUGGCAGAUUUUGCCUUCGGAGCAAUUUUCCGAUGGCGAUCUCGGCCACCAUGUCCACCACGGAGAUCUUGUCCAACUGCGCCACAUGGGCACAGACUCGAUUCUGCUCAGUCACGAUGUCGCUUCUCCCUAUUAUCCAACCAACCAGGAAUUUACGACAGUCUCUCUAGAGGACGCCAACGGCGACCGUCACAAUGAUACAUUGUUCGAGCUGAGAAUCGAAAAUGGAUUCGAGGGACAAGAGUUUAAAACGAUGUCGGGACAAUUCAAACUCGUGCACUUUCCGUCAAAGGUUGCUAUGUGGACACAUACUACUCCUUUGCCAGAGUGGGCCUUCCAACAGGCGGAGAUCAAUGGUAACAAAAACCUUCAGCAAACCAGUAAUAUCUGGUACGCUGAGGAUAUUCCAUCUCUCCCCUCCGAUAGUGAGCGCUCGGUAAAAACCCCGCGUAAAGUAAAGACGAUGCCGUUUUGGAAGAAGUAUUUGGAGCUUCAACGCGCAAUGUUUUUCCACAAUAAUGCUUUGACAAGCCAUCACCCCUACGCGAGCAACCCAACGCAGUGGCCAUUCCUGUUGAGGGGAGUUAGUUUCUGGACCCAGAAUGACACUAAGGAACAAAUCUAUUUCCUCGGAAAUCCAAUUGGCUGGUGGAUUGCAAGCAGCUUGCUGGCUGUCUUCGUUGGUAUAGUUGGUGCGGAUCAGCUCUCUCAAAGGAGAGGGAUCGAUGCAUUAGAUGAACUGUGGGGUCCAGGGACUCGAUCCCACCUCUAUAACUCAACGGGCUUCUUCUUCAUCGCCUGGGCUUCCCACUACAUACCCUUUUAUAUCAUGGGUCGUCAGCUCUUCCUCCAUCAUUACCUCCCUGCACACCUGGCCUCGACUCUGGUUACUGGAGCCCUGGUUGAAUUUGUUUUCAAUAUCGAAUCCUCGGGACAAAACGACUUUCCACAGUCCCUAAGCAGCGAUGCAAAGGCAAAGAAAAAGUCUUCCCCUGGGACGGAAAGGCACCACUCCGCCGUUCGGCAGCGUUUAGGUCAACAAAGCCUCAUGGCUGCUUGGAUUGCGACAGGAGUGAUUAUGACUGCCGUAAUUUGGGGUUGGUGGUUUUUCGCUCCUCUCACUUAUGGUACGCCUGGACUGGAUACAGCUCAGAUCAACGCCCGUAAAUGGCUGGGCUAUGAUCUUCAUUUUGCAAAAUAGACAGUUGAGGAUCGCAGAAGCUUCAGUCGUCCCUAUCCUGAAACUACAAAAUUCUCGACAACUUGACAGCCCCGGACAGAAGAGCAGAAUGUCAAAACAACAAAUAUUUAGUUUCUUAUUCUCUGUCAUGUGUUAGUAUGUCAUAUUAAAGCGUAC
Molecule: messenger RNA, 2690 nt
Organism: Xylona heveae TC161
Lineage: Eukaryota; Fungi; Ascomycota; Xylonomycetes; Xylonales; Xylonaceae
Product: glycosyltransferase family 39 protein
Exons: 4
Coding region: 171-2534 (787 amino acids)
Biological process (GO): protein O-linked glycosylation via mannose
Cellular component (GO): endoplasmic reticulum; membrane
Molecular function (GO): dolichyl-phosphate-mannose-protein mannosyltransferase activity
Source: RefSeq, a predicted model, not a curated record